Molecule: messenger RNA, 1373 nt
Organism: Vigna unguiculata (cowpea)
Lineage: Eukaryota; Viridiplantae; Streptophyta; Magnoliopsida; Fabales; Fabaceae
Gene: BIM3
Product: BES1-interacting Myc-like protein 3
Biological process (GO): DNA-templated transcription
Molecular function (GO): DNA-binding transcription factor activity; protein dimerization activity
Source: RefSeq, a predicted model, not a curated record
GAAAAUUUCGGUGAGAUUAGGUAUCGAUUCAGUUAAAACUCGUGGUGUCCUCGUACCACUGCUACUAGUUUGGUUCUACACAUUGCACUUUUCAUACCAUUUCCUUUCUCUUCGAAUUUUCUCAGCAAAAUUUUUCCACUUGGACGAAACUAAUGGCUAGGUCUGCAAAAGGGCAUCAAGAUGAAUUGGAAGACGAUGAAGAAGAAGAAUUCCUAACUGCAAACACCUCUGCCUCUCUCAACAAAGUAAAGGUGGACGAACCCAGCACGGGGAAGAGGGGGAAUACGCAUCGUUCGAAGCAUUCAGAGACUGAGCAACGUAGAAGGAGCAAGAUUAAUGAAAGGUUUCAAGUUCUGAGAGAUCUCAUACCUCAAAAUGAUCAAAAAAGAGACAAGGCAUCCUUCUUGUUGGAGGUUAUCGAGUAUAUUCAGUUCCUACAGGAAAAGUUACAAAUUUAUGAGCAGUCUUAUGAAGGAUGGAGUCAGGAGCCAACGAAGCUAAUUCCAUGGAGAAAUCAUCACGGGCAUGCUGAAAAUACUACAGAUCCUUCUCAAACUAUACAAAAUGGGUCUGUUGAUGAGAAAAAUAACAGUGCCUCUCCACUGUUUCCCGGAAAUGUACCGAACCCUAUGGAGUCUGACUUCUCAAUGAUGACUGUUCAGAAGGGCCACGUCCCUGGUUCAUCAACAGAAGCAGUUCCCCUGACCAUGCAAAUGCGAUUGGACAUGUUUGAUCCAGUUGUUAGCAGUGGUAUGGCAACCCAACAUCUUCAGGAAUCUGUUUCUAACGUUGACAUGCAUUCCCACACCCAGCCACAAUUGUGGCUUGAUAAAUCAAACAAGGGCAACUAUAUUCUUCCACAUGAUAGUACAAUGAAGGAACCGGAGGAGCUAGUGAUUGAAUCUGGAUCAGAUAGCAUUUCUAGUGCCUAUUCUCAAGGAAUUUUAGACACUCUCACGCAAGUGCUACAGUCUUCCGGGGUAGAUAUGUCCCAGACUAAUCUUUCGGUGCAAAUUGAUGUUGGUAGACGAGCAAAUGCUGGGUUGGUCCCCUCUCCAUAUAGUUCAAAGGUUCAUGAAAAUCAAUUUGUGAGCAAUCCAGCAAUAUCAGUUUCUGGAGUUGAUUACUGCAAUAUUGAAUCCGAACAAAGUUCAAAGAGGCUCAGACAAGAAGCAAGCUAGAGAUCCCUUCAUGCUUAUUUUGUCAUGAGUUUCAUUAUUUUUUUUGUCCUCGGAUGAGAGAACAAGAGGGAUUGGGUGGAUCAGUUCAUUUUUGCCAUGCUGGUUAGAGCCAGAUAAAAUGUAUAUUAUUUCAGGAUACUGGUUUUGGUACCAAGACAUUCAGAAAUAAAAUGUCACAUAGGUUUGUGCUUC